AUGUCAAGCUCGGAAUCGGAUGCGAGUGAUUUUGAGGACAUCAAAGUGUUUUUUCCCUCGGAAGAGUGGAAGGAUCUGUGCAGCUACGAGAAGAAAAGUUACCGCAAUGCGAAGGACAACUAUCACAACAUGCAGCGCUGCGGCCUGGCCCCCAAACCUCCCGGGUUCAUGACACGGACACUCCCCCAGAAGCGUCAGCAGAAAAGUCAGCAGCCACAGGUCAAGAAGAAAGCGGCGAAGAAACGCAAAGGCGAAGAAGAGAAUUAUAGUGACGAUGAGAAGGACUUGGACUGGUCUCCGACCAAAGAAAAUUCCAAGGAGCGCCCCAAACCUGCGCAGCAGAAAAGUGCCACAAUUGCCCCGGCUCCGCCCCUACCGAGGGCCGCCGGCAAGGAGAACGUUGACCCGGUGGCCAGCACCAGCAGCACCCCGAAGGCCAGGACGAGGAACAAGCGCUGCGGCCCCCGCGCGUCCACCGGAGCGCCUCCCGCACCCCCAGGUCCACCCUCGGCCGGCGCACCCGGGGCGCCGCGGCCGACGCGCUACCCCAAGCGGGCCGGCAGCCGCAGGUCCUACGCGGAGCCCGAGCUGCAGGACGACGACGACUUUCUCUUCUGCGACGACUGCCAGAAGGAGUGGGAAGGCGACUGCCCGGUACACGGAGCCCUGGAGGUCAUCGCGGACACUGAGGUCCCCGUCGGCCACCCCGAGCGAGCUCUGCUCACGGUGCCGCCCCAGCUCGCCAUCGAGGUCAGCAAGAUCCCGGGAGCCGGGCGCGGUGUGUGGACCCGGCAGGCGGUGCCCAGGAGGGUGCGCUUCGGGCCGUACGAGGGCGACAACGCGCCCACCAACAAGGAGACGGGCUACGGCUGGGAGAUUCGUCGCGAAGGGAAGGCCACCCACUGCGUCGACGCGCUGGACAUGACCAAGUCCAACUGGAUGAGGUUCGUCAACUGCGCGCGCCACUCGGGGGAGGAGAACCUCUACCCGUACCAGUACAAGGGCCGCCUGUACUACCGGGUGGUGCGGGACAUCCCGCCCAACACGGAGCUGCUGGUCUGGUACGGGGACUCGUACGGCAAGGAGCUCGGCCUCGACCCGAAGGUCUACAAGGACCCCACGCAGGACACGCGGGCCCUCA
Molecule: messenger RNA, 1141 nt
Organism: Frankliniella occidentalis (western flower thrips)
Lineage: Eukaryota; Metazoa; Arthropoda; Insecta; Thysanoptera; Thripidae
Product: histone-lysine N-methyltransferase PRDM7-like
Exons: 7
Biological process (GO): regulation of DNA-templated transcription
Cellular component (GO): nucleus
Molecular function (GO): histone methyltransferase activity; protein binding
Source: RefSeq, a predicted model, not a curated record